Molecule: messenger RNA, 1401 nt
Organism: Hypomesus transpacificus
Lineage: Eukaryota; Metazoa; Chordata; Actinopteri; Osmeriformes; Osmeridae
Gene: pou4f1
Product: POU class 4 homeobox 1
Exons: 2
Coding region: 209-1297 (362 amino acids)
Biological process (GO): regulation of transcription by RNA polymerase II
Molecular function (GO): DNA-binding transcription factor activity, RNA polymerase II-specific; RNA polymerase II cis-regulatory region sequence-specific DNA binding
Source: RefSeq, a predicted model, not a curated record
GUAGGAAACAGUAGACAGAUAAGUGCGUCUCAGAGACUGCAGGCAUCUCUGUGUGAUCUUCGGGCUCAAGGCUGCACUCAGAACAGCGAACUAUUGCCUCAUCGCUGGACAAGCAAGGAUCACUGUCUAUGACUUAUUUUUCCAUCUCGUUCAAGCCUAUUUUACCCCAUUCUUGUGCACUUUAAAGUAAUUGGAGAAGCUCGCAAAGAUGAUGUCCAUGAACAGCAAACAGCCUCACUUCGCCAUGCAUCCGAGUUUACCCGAGCACAAGUACACCACUCUGCAUUCCAGUUCGGAAGCCAUAAGGAGAGCCUGUCUGCAAACUCCACAGCUGCAGAGCAACAUAUUCGCCAGCCUGGAUGAGACCCUGUUGGCCCGUGCUGAAGCUCUGGCGGCGGUGGAUAUGGCAGUGUCCCAGGGCAAGACGCACCCGUUCAAGCCGGACGCAACUUACCACACGAUGAACACAGUGCCAUGCUCGUCGAAUUCCACCGUGCCACUGGCCCAUCACCAUCACCACCACCACCAUCACCACCACCAAAACUUGGAGCCUCCCGACCUAAUGGAUCACAUCAGCUCCCCGUCGUUGGCCUUGAUGUCCGGUGGUCACGACGGGGGCGGUGGAGGUGGCGGCGGCGGUCUGAUCUCCACCUCUGCCCACCCUCAUUCACACAUGCACGGCCUGAGCCACCUCUCCCACCAGGCUGCUAUGAACAUGAAUUCACCUCUAACCCACCACGGUCUUUUACCUGGGCACCACGGGGGUGGACAGGGCGGACCAGGACUCACAAAUAACGGACUCCCUUCUAUCAAUGACUCGGACACAGACCCCAGGGAACUAGAAGCGUUUGCGGAGCGUUUCAAGCAGAGAAGGAUCAAGCUUGGGGUGACCCAGGCGGAUGUUGGUGGUGCACUGGCUAAUCUUAAAAUACCCGGAGUGGGCUCGCUAAGCCAAAGUACCAUUUGUCGAUUCGAAUCGUUGACUCUGUCUCACAACAACAUGAUUGCGCUCAAGCCCAUUCUUCAAGCGUGGCUGGAGGAGGCCGAGGGGGCUCAGAGGGAGAAAAUGAACAAACCUGACAUUUUCAACGGAGGAGAAAAGAAACGCAAGAGGACCUCAAUAGCAGCACCCGAAAAGAGGUCUUUGGAGGCUUACUUCGCAGUGCAACCUCGCCCGUCCUCCGAGAAGAUAGCCGCUAUUGCAGAAAAGUUGGACCUUAAAAAGAACGUGGUUCGAGUAUGGUUUUGCAACCAAAGACAAAAACAGAAGCGUUUGAAAUUCUCCGCUGCCCACUGAUGGGCCAAGUUUUGAGAGACUGCAUUUUGGGGACCAAGAAUCAUAGACAUAAUUUUAGGUCUUCUUUUGUCACCAAUGUUUUUACACGUUGGUUGACAAAGACC